CGCUGUGCCGCCGUCCGCACGUGUGGCGGGUGAGCAGGGGUAGGCUGCGGAGAUGUCGGUGUCAGUGGCUGCCGCGGGCAACCUGCCCAUGCGGCUGCUCCGAAAAAAGAUCCACAAGCGUAACCUGAAGCUGCGGCAGCGCAACCUGAAGCUGCGGGUGGCCGAAGGGACAGUGCCUCCGCCAGGCCAGGGACCAUCUCAGGACUCUCCGGAGGAAGAGGAGGAGGCGGCGGCCGCAGAGGCAGAAGCGGUGACUGCCGGAGCGGCCUCUGACGAGGCAGAGACGGAGACGGCGGAAACUGCCGGCCGGAGCGGCGGGGAGAAGAAGAAAAAGAAGAAGAAAAAGAGGAAAGCGGCAGCCAGUGCGGAAAAUGGUACAGAAACUAAAAAAGCCAGAACUGAAGAAGUUGAAUCUGUGGAGGUAGAAGAUGACCAUAAGCAGGAUUCUGAAGAAAAAGAAGAGGAGGAAGGGGAGGAGGAUGAUGUGCCCAGUUUACCGCUAGGUUUAACAGGCGCUUUUGAAGACAAUUCUUUUACUUCCCUGUCUGGCAUUGUCAGUGAGAAUACACUGAAAGGCAUAGAGGACAUGGGUUUUACACACAUGACUGAAAUUCAGCACAAAAGUAUUAAGCCACUUCUGGAAGGCAGGGAUAUUUUAGCAGCUGCGAAAACAGGCAGUGGCAAAACACUUGCAUUUCUUAUUCCUGCAGUGGAGCUCAUCUACAAGUUAAAAUUCAUGCCUAGAAAUGGAACAGGUGUUAUUAUUCUCUCUCCCACUCGAGAGCUUGCGAUGCAAACCUAUGGAGUUCUUAAAGAGCUCAUGAAUCAUCAUGUUCACACCUAUGGUCUGAUAAUGGGGGGCAGUAACAGAUCAGCAGAAGCCCAGAAACUUGGAAAUGGAAUCAACAUCAUUGUCGCAACACCAGGAAGACUGCUGGAUCAUAUGCAGAACACUCCAGGUUUCAUGUAUAAGAACUUGCAGUGUUUGGUAAUUGAUGAGGCAGAUCGUAUCUUGGAGGUUGGAUUUGAAGAAGAAAUGAAACAGAUCAUUAAACUUCUACCAAAGCGCAGACAGACAAUGCUUUUUUCUGCUACACAAACCAGAAAGGUUGAAGACCUGGCAAAGAUCUCUCUGAAGAAAGAGCCCCUGUACGUUGGGGUUGAUGACAACAAGGAGACAGCAACAGUAGAUGGUCUUGAACAGGGGUAUGUAGUGUGUCCAUCUGAAAAGAGAUUCCUUUUGCUCUUCACAUUCCUCAAGAAGAACCGGAAGAAGAAACUGAUGGUGUUUUUUUCUUCAUGUAUGUCAGUCAAGUACCACUAUGAAUUACUCAACUACAUUGAUCUGCCUGUUUUGGCUAUUCAUGGCAAGCAGAAACAAACCAAACGUACUACAACCUUUUUCCAGUUCUGUAAUGCAGAAUCUGGAAUACUGUUGUGCACUGAUGUAGCUGCCAGAGGACUGGAUAUUCCUGAGGUAGACUGGAUUGUCCAAUAUGACCCUCCAGAUGAUCCAAAAGAGUAUAUUCAUCGUGUUGGUAGAACUGCCAGAGGCAUAAAUGGUAGAGGACACGCUCUGCUCAUUUUACGGCCAGAAGAACUGGGCUUUCUUCGUUACCUAAAGCAAGCCAGGGUACCACUAAGUGAAUUUGAAUUUUCUUGGUCAAAAAUUUCAGACAUCCAGUCUCAGCUGGAAAAACUGAUUGAGAAGAACUACUUCCUUCACAAGUCAGCCCAGGAAGCAUACAAAGCUUACAUCAGAGCUUAUGACUCCCAUUCUCUGAAGCAGAUCUAUGAUGUCAAUAACUUGGAUCUUCCCAAAGUCAGCCUUUCAUUUGGUUUUAAAGUUCCUCCGUUCGUUGACCUCAAUGUGCACAGCAACCAUGGCAGAAGACUGCAGAAAAGAGGUGGAGGUGGAGGAUUUGGUUACCAGAAAUCAAAGAACGUCCACAAAGCUAAAAUCUUCAAACACAUUAACAAGAAAUCAGACGGGCGACAGUUCUCUCGUUAAUGGGAUGGUCUUUACAAUGGCUUGUGGCACUGGAACAGGCUACCUUCAGCUAAACAUCUGGCAGUUACUUCCAAGUUAAACUGCUCCUUUCCCCACAUUUUUAGAGAUCCCUAUGGUUUUGCUUCUGUGAACAUCUUUUAUCUUCCAGUUCAGGAAGACUGGAAGGGAGACAAAAGAUAGAAAGGGAGGAUAUGGCCAAGUAAUUUUGCCAUACUUCUUGUAAGGAAAAAGAUAGUUUAAUACAAUUAUCUUAACUCAAUACUACAGAGUUUUUUAUUAAAGAAAUAAAAAAAAAACCUGUCUAGGUUAAUUUGUCUUACAUUCACCCUUUUGUCUAUGCACACCCAUGAAAAUUGUUGGGAGUAGACAACACAAGGACAGAUUACAGUGUGAGAAAAGAAAAAAAAUCAAUUGUUCCCUUGAAAUGUUGCAAGGAAUUUUAGUGCUACAGAACUCUUUGUCCAUAAAAUAUGCUGAAGAAUAGGGGAAGAUUCCUUUAGAACACAACAUACCUAUGAAUAAUUAAGGCUUUAUGAGCUUGUGGUUAGUUUCAGUUGCGGUAUCUGUAGCAAAACAGUGUCCAAGCUUAUUAAAAAAACCACAAACACCAAUUUUCAUCACAUCUGGGACUUGCUUAAUACUGUUUCUUUUCAUGUGAUCAAAUGAUAACAUUCUAGUGAAGUGUUUGCUUUUCCUUCAUGUUCUCUUUAAAUCUAAAUUUAUCCGUCUGGUAAACGCUCAGUGUACUCUCUUAUGAAUAUUCUAAGAAAAUUAAGAAGAGCAGAUUGCAUAAAUUGAAGCACUCAGCCUAGAUAUAAUGUUCUGUGACCUUGGUGCAGUGAGAAUUUUUGCAGUUGUGUCCUGGGAAUUGCUUUUUAGUCUUAGUUAGAAGAUGAGUGGUGGGCAAAGUUAAAGAUGCUACCACAGAACUGAAGGGGUGGAGAGAUUCCAUAAGUGAAAAAGUGAAAUGGAGCAUGAACAGACUAGAAGGGUAUCCUGAGGAAGAAAUAUAAAAGACUGAAAAGGAAGAGAGCAGAAUGCAUACUG
Molecule: messenger RNA, 3058 nt
Organism: Dryobates pubescens (Downy woodpecker)
Lineage: Eukaryota; Metazoa; Chordata; Aves; Piciformes; Picidae
Gene: DDX18
Product: DEAD-box helicase 18
Exons: 14
Coding region: 53-2011 (652 amino acids)
Biological process (GO): maturation of LSU-rRNA from tricistronic rRNA transcript (SSU-rRNA, 5.8S rRNA, LSU-rRNA)
Cellular component (GO): nucleolus
Molecular function (GO): RNA helicase activity; nucleic acid binding; ATP binding
Source: RefSeq, a predicted model, not a curated record